Messenger RNA from Melanaphis sacchari, 1068 nucleotides. RefSeq lists its product as uncharacterized. The transcript has a single exon. The coding region runs from base 1 to 1068 and encodes 355 amino acids. NCBI's taxonomy places the organism in Eukaryota, Metazoa, Arthropoda, Insecta, Hemiptera, Aphididae. Gene Ontology annotation, molecular function: catalytic activity. The record is from RefSeq and is a predicted model, not a curated record.
AUGACCAGCAUCCUCCAAAUUAACAUUGGAGUGUGCAGAGCGGCGCAGGACCUUGCAAUGGCAACUGCCAAUGCGAAGGCGAUAGACCUCCUAGUUAUAAGCGAACAGUACCGGGAUAAGGACGAGAAUGACGGAUGGUACGCAGACGCGAGCGGAAGGGCGGCUGUUGCGGUCUUGGGAAGGCACCAACUCGACACAAUCGGGCCACGUCUGCCAGGCUUCAGGUGGAUCGAAAUGAAUGGCUUCCGCCUGUACAGUUGUCAUUGCUCCCCCAACGUACCAUUCACCGAGUUCGAGACGUUCUUGAGGAGACUUGAAUCCAGUGUCAGGGAAGCGCUGUGCCCAGUCAUUGUUGCCGGUGACUUCAACUCAAAGUCACAGGAAUGGGGCAGCCCCAGAGAGGACGCCAGAGGAAAAGCGUUGGCUGACCUCACUGCAUCCUUAGGACUAACUACAUGCAACCGGGGCAAUGCGCCGAUUUUCGUGAGAGGCGCCUCGGAGUCCCACCUUGACCUAACCUUUGCGUCGAAUUCCGCUGCGUCCCAGGUGCGAGAUUGGAACGUUCUCGACGAGGAGUCCCUUAGCCUCCACAAGUAUAUUGGGUAUACCAUUGGCGCGACACGGAAGCAACACCUGAAGCCGACCCAUAAUGGAUGGGCUUUUAGGAAGCUCGACCGUGUUAAACUCAAAGAGUCGUUGACCCAGGUUGUAGACGUGACCAACCAGGAACCCAAAGAAGCAUGCAACACGACCAUCCGGUGGUUGACUAAGGCAUGCGACGCUAGUAUGCCUAAAUCGGGCGACAACAAACGUCGGCCGGUUCCGUGGUGGAAUCCAGAUAUAGCGGAACAGAGGAAGAAGUGCCUCCGAUCCCGUAGGGCUUAUACCAGAAAGAGGAAGAAAACGGAUACAGCUGGAUGCGCGGUCGAGCUAGAAACCUUCAGACAUGAAAGGAAAACUUUGUCUGCCAUGAUCCUGGCUGCAAAGGAGGAAAAUUGGAGGAGGAAAAUUGGAAAGGCAUUUGCGAGCUUGUGGACAGCGAUCCCUGGGGCAACCCGUACCAAAUAG